AUGGUGAGAUCACCACCCCCAUCACUCUUGUGGAAGAGCUUUAUAGGAAGUAACAUCGUCGCACUAGGAGCUGGUACUCCUUAUUUGUACUCAUAUUACGCGCCUCAGCUACUAUCUCGAUGCAAUAUCCCGAUCAAACAAAGCAGUAACAUUGCAUUGUCGAUCAAUAUUGGGAGUGCGUUGUUAGGUGCAGUCGCCGGUAUGGUUGUCGAUAUAAGCCCGAAGUUAUCAUGUCUGAUCGGUUCUGUCUGUACAUUCUUCGCAUACUUAAUACUGUACAUCUGUUACAGGUAUAUGCUCUCUAAAGUUCUGUUGGUAUCUUUCGCUCUUGUGUUGGUGGGGUUUGGAUCUGUUUCCGGUUUCUACGCGGCCAUGAAGGUUUGCACUGCGAACUUUCCAAACAGAAGAGGCACAGCAGCUGCAUUCCCCGUGUCAUUAUACGGUCUCUCUGGCUUGUUGUUUUCUUUCCUGUGUUCUAGGUUGUUUAAGGAUAAGACAGCUGCCACGUUCUUAUUUUUAUUGGUUGCAUGCUCGUCCAUGAUCUUUGGGGGGGUCUUUACCUUGAAUAUAUGGGACUUCGAAUUUGGGAACCGAAAGCACCUUGGACAAUUAAGCUCCGUUAAAUCUGGUGAAGACGAGAAUACCGUUCUUGGGACAGUGACUACUGGCUUGUUGUUAUCCCCAACCAAAUCUGAUGGAAGUGAUCGAAUCGAGGUGACCCCGUCUGAUUUGAAUGUCAUUACAGAUAGGCAAUCGCCUAUUGGCAACUCUUUAACAAAGAAUAUCUCAAGAACGUUUUCCAUUGCGCGUUUGUUUUCCCUAAGUACGUACCGAUCGAAUACAAAAUUGCAUUAUCAUGCUGAGACGCCUCCUUCAAGAAAAAAUUAUUCCACCGUUAGAGAAGGGAGAUCUACAUCAUUCGAGCAGCAGUCUAUUGAACUGCAAAGCUUGGAUCAGGAAUAUCAGGAAACAGAAAGAAAUGAAGAUUACAAAUAUUCAAGCUCAGUGGAUAAACCGGUGUGGGAUUGUAUCAAAUCACCGAUCUUUAUAGCAUAUUGUAUCAUUGUUGCUACCUUGCAAGGAAUCGGACAAACAUAUAUUUACUCCGUUGGUUUUAUUCUGCAAGCACAGAUCAAUUCUAUGGGUUAUAAAUUACCGCCCAACUUCAACGCCACAAAACUACAAGCAUCGCAUGUUGCUCUGAUUUCGUUUGCAUCUUUUUUAGGUAGACUCUCAUCAGGUCCAAUAUCCGAUAUGCUGGUUAAACGAUAUAACUCUCAACGUCUUUGGAAUAUUUUUAGUGCAUCGCUCCUGUUUGCAUUUGGUGCAAUGAAAGUUUCCGAGGCACCACCAAUCGCACAGCAAAAUGGUGCAGGUUUUGAUUUGCAAGAACUGUAUUUUUCCUCAAUUUUUUUUGGAUAUGCCUUCGGGAUCAUGUUUGGUACUUUCCCUUCUAUUGUAGCGGACACAUUCGGAACAUCGAGCUUCAGUACCUUGUGGGGCAUCAUAACAACCGGAGGUUUACCCUCAGUGAAGUUGUUUUCCACUAUUUUGGCAAGCGACCUUACUUUAAACACAGCAGCAGGUGAUACUAUAUGCAAAGUUGGAGUUGAAUGUUAUGCUCAUACGUUCCGCGUUAUUGAAGGUUUUGCCUUGUUUGCUGCUUUCAUUACAUCCACACUUAUAUUAAUGAACUAUCUGAAAAAUAAACAAGAGCGUCGACAACCAUGA
Molecule: messenger RNA, 1731 nt
Organism: Huiozyma naganishii CBS 8797
Lineage: Eukaryota; Fungi; Ascomycota; Saccharomycetes; Saccharomycetales; Saccharomycetaceae
Exons: 1
Coding region: 1-1731 (576 amino acids)
Cellular component (GO): membrane
Source: RefSeq, a predicted model, not a curated record